Messenger RNA from Ochotona princeps (American pika), 2168 nucleotides. It is a transcript of the gene CCDC9, whose product is annotated as coiled-coil domain containing 9. The coding region runs from base 114 to 1997 and encodes 627 amino acids. The transcript has 11 exons. Lineage: Eukaryota; Metazoa; Chordata; Mammalia; Lagomorpha; Ochotonidae. The record is from RefSeq and is a predicted model, not a curated record.
GCCUGCUGAUGGGCCUUGGCCUCAGCCCUUCUGUUUCUCUAACCCCAGAACACCCCCCGCUGCCUCCAGACGUGUAGGAGAGGAUUGGUGGGAGCCCAACCUUGGCGUGCAAGAUGGUGAGCCAGAAGGCAGCCACGCUGGAUUUGAAAUCCAAGGAGGAGAAGGAUGCCGAGUUGGACAAGAGGAUCGAGGCCCUGCGGCGGAAGAACGAGGCGCUCAUCCGGCGCUACCAGGAAAUUGAGGAGGACCGGAAGAAGGCUGAGCUGGAGGGUGUGGCGGUGACAGCUCCACGGAAGGGCCGCUCUGGAGAGAAGGAGAACAUGGCUGUGGAGGUGGAAAAGAACCAGGGACCCUUCAGGAGGUCAUCUGGGACCCCUCGGCCACCAGGGCCCAGCAAGGGGCGUCAAGUGUCCCCUCAGCAGGGCAACCGUGCGGGCAUGGGCCGGACACCCCGCAACUGGGAGGGCAGCCCCAGUGAGCAGCCUCGGGGAGGAGCUGGAACCCGUGGCCGCCGGGGUCGGGGCCGUGGCUCCUCGCAUCUCUCGGGAGCUGGGGACAUCUCAGCCGCAGACCGCAAGUCCAAGGAGUGGGAGGAGCGGCGCAGGCAGAACAUCGAGAAGAUGAACCAGGAGAUGGAGAGGAUCGCCGAGUACGAGCGCAGCCAGCGGGAGGGCGUGCUAGAACCCAACCCCGUGCGUAACUUCCUGGACGACCCGCGGCGGCGUGGUGGGCCGCUGGAGGAGCCCGAGCGGGACCGGCGGGAGGGCAGCCGGCGGCACGGGCGCAACUGGGGUGGCUCGGACUUCGAGCGGGUUCGCUGUGGCCUGGAGCAGGAGCGGCAGGGCCGCCGGGCAGGCCUGGGCAGCACCGGUGACAUGACGCUGUCCAUGACGGGCCGGGAGCGGUCGGAGUACCUGCGCUGGAAGCAGGAACGCGACAGGAUUGACCAGGAGCGGCUGCAGAGGCACCGCAAGCCCACGGGGCAGUGGCGGCGCGAGUGGGACGCCGAGAAGACAGAUGGGAUGUUCAAGGAUGGCCCAGCUGCAGCCCCUGAGCUGUCAUCCCACCGCUAUGAUGACCAGGCCUGGGCCCGGCCUCCUAAGCCCCCCACGUUUGGGGAGUUCCUGUCCCAACAUAAAGCUGAAGUCAGCAGCCGCAGGAGGCGGAGGAGCAGCCGCCCGCAGGCCAAGGCGCUCCCCCGCGCCUACAGUGACCACGAUGACCGGUGGGAGACAGAAGAGGAGGCAGCGGCCCCUGCCCCCGAAGCCCCCCAGCCUGCUCCGCCUGAGUUGACGCCUGCGCAGCCCCCCGAGACCUCAGCCUCCACUCACCAGCCUCCCGAGGACGAGGGGGAGGAGGACGAAGAAUGGGAAGACAUGAGUGAGGAGGAGGAGGGUCUUGAAGAAGAGGAGGAGGAGGAGGAGGAGGAGGAGGAGGAGGAAGAACCACCAGCCCCAGACCGCCAGUCCCAGGAGGCCGAUGGGAGCCCUGCCAGGGAGUCGGCCGGCAGUGCGGGGAGCCCCGCCAGUGAGGAGGCCAGCGAUGCCGGGAUCCCCGCCAGUGAGGAGGCCAGCGGUGCCGGGAUCCCCGCCAGUGAGGCGGUCAGCGGUGCCGGGAACCCCGCCAGUGAGGAGGCCAGCGAUGCCGGGAACCCCGCCAGUGAGGAGGCCAGCGAUGCCGGGAGCCCCGCCAGUGAGGCGGUCAGUGGUGCCGGGAACCCCACCAGUGAGGCGGCCAGCGGUGCCGGGAGCCCCGCCAGUGAGGCGGCCAGCGAUGCUGGAAGCCUUGCCAGCGAGCCGGCUAUUGGGGCACUCCAGGCCCCCAAGGAGGAGCCGUUUCCCCAGGCCUCCACCCCGCCGGCCAGCCCCUUCUCGUCCCCCGGGGGCCACCAGCCCGUAUCCGACUGGGGUGAAGAGAUGGAGCUGAAUUCGCCGCGGACUGCCCACCCGGCCGGCGCCCUUUCUCCGGGUGAGGCCUGGCCCUUCGGGGAUGCAUGAAGCUGGCUGCAGUGUGCGUGCUCGGGGCAUGGCUGGGGGGCCCUGGGUGUGCUGGGCCCCGGACCCCAGGUGCCCUGAGCCCUGGAAGCUAGGAGGGCAGCUGGCGCCCCUUGCUGCCCUGCCCGAUCUCUGGACUCCCUCCCAGGCUCCCCUGGAGCCAUGCUGAGCCCC